Messenger RNA from Beta vulgaris subsp. vulgaris (sugar beet), 1240 nucleotides. Its product is annotated as eukaryotic translation initiation factor 2 subunit beta. The transcript has 10 exons. Gene Ontology annotation, biological process: translational initiation; formation of translation preinitiation complex; formation of cytoplasmic translation initiation complex. The record is from RefSeq and is a predicted model, not a curated record. Gene Ontology annotation, cellular component: eukaryotic translation initiation factor 2 complex. Bases 186 to 1007 code for a protein of 273 amino acids. Gene Ontology annotation, molecular function: translation initiation factor activity; mRNA binding; translation initiation factor binding. NCBI's taxonomy places the organism in Eukaryota, Viridiplantae, Streptophyta, Magnoliopsida, Caryophyllales, Amaranthaceae.
AGGAGUAUCUUCUAAAAAGAUUUAUAUAUAAAAAAAAGAGUAUUAAAAAGGGUGCUACGAAUUUUUGAGUGCUUCUUCAAUAGAAUACUUGCGAAGAAACAAAGGUUGAAACUUGCAAGAAAAAGAGGGUUUUUUCAUUGAACCAUUUUUAUCAGGUUUUGUUUCUUUUUUGGUUUGAAGAAAUCAUGGCUUCCGAAGACAACACAACUGAGUUGAAGGAAGAAAUUCCUGAUAUAGUGCCAUUUGAUCCCAGUAAGAAAAAGAAGAAGAAGAAGGUCGUCAUUCAAGAUAUUGCUGAUGAACCUGUGGAGAAACUGGCUGAGAAAACAGAAAACUUGUCAGUGUCUGAUGGAGUUGAAAACUCCUUUGCUGGCUUGAAGAAAAAGAAGAAGAAGCCUGUUGAAAGUAAUCUUUCGGGUGAUGAUAUUGCUGACAAUGGGGAAGAAAAGGAUGAUCAACUUGGAGAAGAUGAAGAGGGAGAUGGAAUAGUUUUGCAGGCAGAAGAGCCAAGAUACCCUUGGGAAGGAAGUGACCGAGAUUACACAUAUGAGGAGCUUCUUGGAAGAGUUUUUAACAUCCUCCGUGAGAACAACCCAGAACUUGCCGGUGACAGGCGUCGAACAGUUAUGAGACCUCCACAAGUACUACGUGAAGGCACAAAGAAGACAGUUUUUGUGAACUUCAUGGAUCUUUGCAAGACGAUGCACAGGCAACCAGAACAUGUUAUGACCUUUUUACUAGCUGAAAUGGGAACAAGUGGAUCUCUAGAUGGACAGCAAAGAUUGGUGGUGAAAGGAAGAUUUGCCCCAAAGAAUUUUGAAGGAAUAUUGAGGAGAUAUGUCAAUGAAUACGUUAUUUGCAAUGGCUGUAAGAGUUCAGAUACCAUAUUGUCGAAGGAAAACCGACUCUUCUUCCUCAGAUGUGAACAGUGUGGUUCUGGACGAUCAGUUGCUCCGAUCAAAGCUGGAUUUGUUGCUCGUGUUGGACGUAGGACUCAAGGGUCUUGAGGAAGUGAAGCCGUAAUCUCUUAUCUUCUUUUUGUUUGCGAAAUCAGUUUUGUUCCUCCAGUUGAGAAAAAAAGGAAAAAAAAGGAACAGAGAGAUUGUUGCUAAUUGAGUUGAACAUUGUCACAAGGUUGAAGAUGAUGAUGCUUUGUAUUGGAUGUAACUGCACUCAGCUUUCUUUUACGCCUCUUUCUUGUGUACUUGUUGAUUAUUCGCAAUUAAUUUUGGUUCAUAAA